Messenger RNA from Tetranychus urticae (two-spotted spider mite), 3603 nucleotides. RefSeq lists its product as uncharacterized. The record is from RefSeq and is a predicted model, not a curated record. Lineage: Eukaryota; Metazoa; Arthropoda; Arachnida; Trombidiformes; Tetranychidae.
AUUAUUAAUACAUUAACAUUGUAUUCUGGUCAAGAUGAUUACAUGAAAUGAAAAAGGUUCCCUUCAUGUGAUCAACUAAUGAAUAUUUUAAAGAUUAUGGAUUAGAUUACUGGACCAUAAUGGAAAUUUAAGAUUGUAAUGGUAAAAACAAAAUGUCAGACGAAACAAAAAGCGAGAUCCAACACAUCUCUCCCUCUCUCUAUCCGUUCAUCUUAUCUUAACACCAUUACGAAAAUAUGAAACAAGAAGGAAAGAUUCUACAAAAACCAAUGUUAAAGUGUAUACAGUGCAAGUGUACAGCAAACCUGUCUGUCCAUUAAGAAACUGGUUUCUUCCAAAAACUUCAUCUUUUCAUCAUCAUCACCACCACCGCCACCAUCUUCAUCAUCAUCUUCCCUUGCUCUCCUGUCUUUUCAUUUCAUCCUUCUUUUCACAACACAAAACAAGAAAACUGUUCUUUUGCUUCUUCUGUUUGUACAUUUCAUUUUCUCAGCCCUCAACCUUUUUACAGUACUUUUUGAUACUUGUUAACUCAUUGCUACAUCCUAAUCAUCAUCUUCAUCAUCAUCUUUUGCUUCCCUCGAAAAAAAAGUUUUAUUGGACAACAUCAAUUGUUUUUCAUCUUUAAUCAACCCAAUUAUCGACUUACCAUUUCUAGUUCAUGGAUUAACCAAAUUCUUUCCAUCUCAACUCAAUUACUGGUAUUCAAGCAAGUGGAUAGCUGGUUAACUUGGUUAAGAAUUUCAACUGUAAACUAUGAAUUAUGCUGAUCCAAUUCAGCUUUUAAGUGUGACCAAGCAAGUUUGCUUUCCUUGGUAUAAAAUUUAGUUUGCUUAAACAAAAGCUUCAACUGACAACAAUAGUGCUUGAAACAACCAAAUAACCACUCUUGGUUACUUAAAGAUUGAUUGAAAAAUCAGGUUAUUUAAUAUUGGAAAUCAAUUGGUAAAUCCUGUUUUUGGGUUAAAGUGAUUCCAUUAUCUCAAGUUGGUCAUCGUAUCAACAUCAAUAAUUAGCUAAUUACCUGUGAUGGGAAAUAGCAAUGUUAAAAACACUUCUGGACAAUACAAUAAUCGACCUCAUUCUGUUCUCGGUGUUCGAGGUGAUGACCGUUAUACAUUAACUGAUCCUGAUAUACUUUCACGUUACUAUCAUUCACCCGUUCUUCACCCUCAUCCUCACUACAGUCAGUCCAAUCAUCAAGAAAGAUCACCAUCAUCAAAUAAAGUAUCUGGUAAAGCAAUUCUUCCUCCACUGCCAAGGUCUCAUUCAUUUCAUCAAAUCCUUAGACCUACCGAAAACGGAGUCAAUUUAAUUCAAAAGGGUACCAUCCGUGGUAUUGACCAUCGUCACAAUCAAUAUCACCACAAUUCUGGUAAAGAUUUACAAUUAACAUCAGCCGAUGAUUCACUCAAUCCCGAGUUGAAUGCAAUAUUGCGAGAACGUCGCUGUAAAAGUGAAGCUGACUUGUUUGGUGAUGCAGAUAGUGAUUCAGCUGCCCAAGAGGACCAAUCAGUCUCUGAGAAGAGUACCGACAGGUCAAUCGAAGGAUUGAGGAAAGGAUUAACAAACGGUGUUGCCGCACGAAUUCAACGCGCCAAGUAUAAAGCUCCUGCUCCACCUGUUCCAGUUAAUCGGACAUCAAAUGAUGCGCCUAAUGGGAACAAUAAUAUCAACAAAAACAAUGAGGAUGUUAAUUGUAAUGAUUAUAAUAAAAUGCGGUCCAAUGGUGAAAGUAAAGUGCCAUCUGCCUCAUCUGGACUGAUUAUGUAUUCCGAUUCAAAUAGUCGAGAUAGCAAAAGAAGUUUACAAGCCAAAGAAAAAUCAACGCCGCCACCGAACAAAUCCAAAUUGAGUUUAAUUCGCCGUUUAAGUGAUAAAUCAUAUUUUCCAAUUGGUCGUACCAAUUCUAAUGGUGAAUCUCGAGCUGAACACAACAAUUUGUACCCUAGUAAAGAUAAAAAUUUCAUGUUACUACCAAGACUGAAAGAUUCCUCACCUUCUUCGCCCAAACUGUCUCAUAUCAAUGAAAACAUCAAAAGCAAACGUGAUACCGAAAUUAUUAAAACCAACAGGUUUAAUGGCAGUUAUGAAGAGACCAACUUUCAAAUGUACUCAGAUGGAAAUGAACCCGCUCUCAAUGAGAUAAAUGAUUUUAUUGCUCGGGAACUGGCUUUACGUUCAGCUGUUAAUGAUAGUCCAGAUGGUGACAAUGAUAAAGGAUCGGGACGAGAUGAAAAUAGUGGUCGUCGAGGGGUCAGUAAAAUAUUCAGGCGUGAUAAAUCCAACAGUAAUGGGAAAAAUAAUAGUUUUAAUGUUGGCUCCAACCAUGGUGAUGGUCAACCAGUUAAAAAUGGAAAAUCAUUAUACCUUCCUCCCGUUUUUGAUGAUAACUUUAUUUUAAAAAGGACUACACCAAAUGCAGGGCUAAAUGGAUCAAAUAAUAUUACUAAUAAAAAGUUGCUUGAUCUUUAUCCAUCAAAAAUUAACAACCAUGAUCUGGACAAAAAUAGAUAUAAUCAAGAAGGCCAAAUGUCACCCAAACUUGGUUUAACUAAUCUAUUGUCUAAUAACAAACACCGCCAUCCCUAUCAGCAUCAUCAAUCUAAUCAUCAACUUGAUGGAUUAGCUGGUUUUGAACAUCAUCCAUACAAUCAUAGUUCAUCGGGGUCACCCUCACCACCAGAUUAUCAUAAUCGUUCCUCACAUCACAAUUCACGCCAACAAAAAUCACCGGGAGAUCAUCGAUCUCAAUGGAUUUUGGGCAACAAUUAUUCAAGAGAGACAACACCAUUAUCAUUACUAUCCUCAUCUUCCCCACCACCGCCUCCACCGCCUCUUCCAACUCUUCCUUACCUUCCUGGAGACUCUUCAAAUCUUUCAUCAAACCGUAAAUAUGAUUCAAAAGAGGAGAGCAUCACUCGAUUAGACUCAUUGAAACAUCUUAAUCAUUCAUCAAUAAGUGAUAGCGCCAAUUAUUCCGAUGAGGAUGAUGAAGAGGAGAUUAAGGUUGUACUUAAACCUUACCUUCCACCACCUCGUCGGUUGCCUUUUAGCGAGGAUCCCGUUAUCAUUGCCGAUGAUUUAUUUAACACGGACGAUAACAGUAUAACCAAAUGUCCACCCUUAACCUCUUCGGGGAUUCGUCAGAAACACUGUUGGACUCCAAUGGAGGAUCUAACAAGUUCAGAUGAAGAGGCCGAAGAUGACGAGGAUGAUGAUGGAAUCCAUUGUGACCCUCAGUCUGAAGAUGAUGAUCAAUUGAAUGGGAAACGGGAUGUUAGAGAUUUAAUUAAUGAUUACAAUACAAGAUUUACGUUGAAAAAUCAAUUGAGAACAAUAAUACAAAACAAUAAAUUAAGAUCAUCCCAGGGUUAUCCUUAAUUGAACAUUUUUGUGAAACACCAAAUACAAUCUGUAAAAUUGCUUCAACAUUUUUAAAUGAUCAUUGUUUUUGUAAUUGUUUUUUCCUAAUUUUAUUUCAUUUUCAACAUAUUUGCUAAUCAAUCGUAAAUAUCGUGAUAUCGUUAACAAAACAAAAGUGUUGUUAUUGUCAAAAUUAUUGAUUUUCAGUUAAUUUAACUUCAUUUCCAAUAAAUAUCC